Molecule: messenger RNA, 4592 nt
Organism: Misgurnus anguillicaudatus (oriental weatherfish)
Lineage: Eukaryota; Metazoa; Chordata; Actinopteri; Cypriniformes; Cobitidae
Source: RefSeq, a predicted model, not a curated record
GAAAUCAAACUUUGAUGGUCCUAAUCUCACAAAGACUUUUUUCUAUCCAUAUUUUGACUUUUUUGGAGAGCACUGAGAUUUGUGAUCUUGAGGAAAUAUGAACAUCUGGGUUUGUAAGAACACGAGCGCAAGAGAAAAGUAACAACCUUUGGAACAGCGCACGUUUCCUGUUGUUGGAGAUCAAACUUUCCUUCACUUUUUCAUCUUUUCAACUUCUGGUUUAAAGCAGGGGGUAGACCUGAGGUGGGCUGAGCUGACAGGAUUCCUGCUCUGUUAGUUUGCACAGUCGAGGGAAACUAAAGGCCAGCAGUGGAUUCAGCUUUAGCAUAUACUCCAGCUGAAAAUGACUGCCAGACUCAUCUAAACUAAAAACACAGUCCUGGAUCUCACAUGUGCCGAAAUCCCAAAUAAGUUUUUGUUCCUCCAAACCAAAACCGAAGAGAUGGUUUUCGUUUACAUAUUUACCUUGAGUUACCUUUGGCUACACGCACAAGGUUUAAGUCUGGUUGAGUUAAACGCCGGCCUCCAGGUAGCCAGGGGCCGUUCUGUGUUCGUCACGGCAGAUGAACUCCGGUUCCGAUCGAUUGGGGCGUCCGAGGCCUGCAAGGUGGAAGUGGUGGUCACUGAACCCAUCACACAGAGAGUUGGAAAGCUCACACCUCAGGUUUUUGAUUGCCAGUUCUUACCUGAUGAAGUGAAGUAUGUCCAUAACGGCAGCCCACUUAUAGAAGAAGACACCAUCAGGCUGAGGGUCUAUAGGUUUACCAACACUGACACCUUUAUCGAGACUGUCCUGCUAAACGUGAAGGUUUUGGAACCUCAGAGGAGCCUAACAGAACUUGGAAGCGUCCCUCUGGUGGUUCCAGAGUUUUAUGGGCUCUCCAACACCAUCAAUAGCAGUGUCCUUACCUUUAAAACUCAGCCCGGUGUGGUGUGCACCGUCCGUCUUCUGAGCUCCGAGAUCAACGUUCCAAUGCUUGGUCAACUGGUGGUUGAGGAUCUCGAAAGGCCAGUGACAUCUGAGCCUGGAACAAGAAUAGGGCGGCAUACUGGAAUAGCCUGUCCAGGAAACAAGGCUUGUGACCACAACACGAGGGACGUAGAGUUCUUGAAGACCGAUUGCUCCGAGUUCCUAACUUCAGGUUUGAAGUACCAGCACCUAAGCCCUCCAUCACCAGAGAUUGAUUACAUCCCAAUCAGGGUGGAGUUUAGGGACCAGUCCUCACGAGCUUUACUGGAGUCUGAGAAUAUCUGGUUACCAGUACUGAUUCAAGGGGCUAUGCCGAAUCAACCUCCCCAUGCCGCCUUCAUGUCCACGUUCAUCCUAGAGGUGGAUCAGUUUAUCCUGACCCCCGUGACCACUGCCGCCCUGGAUGCCAAAGAUGAUGAGACCCCUCAGGCUCAGCUUAUCUUCAACGUGACAAAGCCACCGGAGGAAGGAUACGUAACUCACUUAGAUGAUCACACUAAAAUUGUCUCCUCGUUUUCGUGGCAAGAUCUGAAUGAGAUGAAGAUUGCCUAUCAGCCACCGAACAGCAGCCACACAGCCAGGAGAAACUACGAGGUUGAGUUCGAAGCCAUCGAUGGCUCAUUUGCGGCGAGCUCGCCCAUCUUGAUGCACAUCUCUAUCCGUACUGCAGAGACCAACGCCCCUCGAGUCUCAUGGAAUAUGGGGUUGGAUCUGUUGGAAGGCCAAUCUAGACCCAUCACAUGGGAGAACCUACAGAUCGUUGAUAAUGACAACAUAGAUGCUGUGACCCUGAUCGCUAUGGAUGGACCCCUAAAUGGACACUUAACUGUUAGAGGUGGCAAAGGUUUUAUGUUUAAGGUGAAGGAUCUCAGACAAGGUGUUGUGGUUUAUCAUCACUCUGACAGCGACACCACCAGGGAUUACAUCGUCUUCCGCAUCACAGAUGGCCGCCACAGCAUCAGACACAAAUUCCCCAUCUACGUUUUACCAAAAGACGACACUCCUCCGUUUCUUAUCAAUAAUGUGGCAUUUGAGGUCCAAGAGGGAGGUUCUGUUCGGGUGGAGGAGUACAUGCUAAUGGCCUCAGACUUGGAUUCAAGCGACGACUAUAUUCAGUAUCAGCUGAUUACUUUUCCCAGAGCCGGACAGCUUGUUAAAAAAACUUCUCGUCAUGAGCCAGGUGUCCCAGUGAAGAGUUUCUUGCAGAGGGACUUGUUUCAGGGACUCGUCUACUACAAGCAUUUAGGGGAGGAAGUGUUUGAAGACUCAUUUGAUUUCAUCUUGUCAGAUGCCCAUCAACCUCCAAAUCUUUCAGACAAACACACAGUGGUGAUCCACGUGUUUCCGGUGAAGGACGAGUUGCCCGUGGAAGUUGCAGGAACAGUUCGCUCCAUCACUGUAAAAGAAACGGAGGUUGUUUACAUCACUCAGAGUCAACUACACUUCAGAGACACAGAGAGUCCAGAUACCGACCUUAUGUAUGUGAUCACUCGUCCCUGUUUCAGUCCGGGAAACACCAGACUAUCAGAUGCAGGCAGACUGUUUUAUACUGACAGCACAAACUCUAUGAAAAAAGACGCAAUGGUUCCAGUGCUUAAGUCAUUCACCCAGCAUGCAGUGAACCAUCACAAAGUUGGAUAUAUGCCUCCGUUAGAAGAUAUUGGUCCUCACCCGCUCUUCGUGCAGUUUGUAUUUACUGUAAGCGACCAGCAGGGCGGCGCUCUCUCUGGGCUCACCUUCAACAUCACAGUAACACCUGUCGACAACCAAGCUCCAGAAAUGUUCACUAACUUGCUGAGGGUAGAGGAAGGUGGUGGCAGUUUCCUGAUGGAGGAACACUUGUUGGUGCAGGAUGUGGAUAGCUCAGAAGAUCAGCUCAGGGUUCACAUGAAGACUCGGCCACAGCAUGGACGACUAGAACUGCAGGGCACGACGCUGCUAGAAGGAGACAGCUUCAGAUUGCAGGAUCUUAAAGCAUUGAGGGUCAGAUACAUUCAUGAUGACUCUGAAACCCUAAAGGACAGCAUCGGACUUACAAUCACAGAUGGAAUCAACUCUGCAAAUGGAGAGCUUUUCAUUCAGAUCCUACCUGUGAACGACGAACCUCCAAAGUUAGGUUCAGACUUGAGGGCUGAACUGUCUUGCAAAGAAGGCGGUCGUGUCCAGAUUACAGUUGAAUACAUCUCUGCUACAGAUGACGACAGUGAUGAUACUCGACUAACAUACAUGCUUGCCAGGACACCUGCACAUGGGGUUCUGCAGAGAAAUGGAGUCAUGGUGGAUAAGUUCUCUCAGCUGGAUGUGAUCAAUGGACUCAUCUUCUACCUGCACACAGGUGGUGAGAUUGGACCAGAUCCUGUAUCAGACACCAUCACGCUCAUAGUAUCCGAUGGAGAGGCCGGAAUAACAGAUGGCUGUUGCCAAGAGGACGCCUUACCUCCACCAGUCCCCCUGCAUGGCACACUUCCGGUCUAUGAUCUGAACAUCACCGUGGUGCCCGUCAACAAUCAGAUUCCAACUAUAACACUGGGUGGUAUGUUUGUGGUAGACGAAGGUUCCAGUGCAUGUUUGUGUGGUGGGGUGUUGGAGGCCACUGAUCCUGACACCCAUCCAGACCAGCUCAUGUUUUAUUUGGUGACCCCUCCACAAUAUGGGUUCCUGGAGAACAUUCUCCCAUCCCCUGGAUUUGAGAAGAGCAACGCUGGACUCCGAGUGGUUUCUUUCAGCCAGCUACACCUCAGCUUAGGGUUCAUCAACUAUGUCCAGUCGGUGCACCAGGGUGUGGAACCCACCGCAGAUUUCUUCACCAUUAGUGUCAGUGAUGGGAUUCAGAGAUCUGCACCAUUGCCCUUCUACAUCAUCAUCAACCCUACCAAUGAUGAAAUCCCAUCACUGCUGCUUGGCAACUUCUCAGUCAUGGAAGGAGGGAUGAAGGACCUCAGUCCUGAUCUUCUAAACGCGGUGGACAUUGAUAUCCCAGGAGAAACUCUUACCAUGACCGUCCUGGUUCCUCCUACCCAUGGGACCCUGCUCAAUGGCAUUUACGGGCUUGAGAUGAGUCGCUACAAAAGCAUGAGCCCCGAGGAUCUACACCGAACAUUGGCGAUUCAAUCGUUCACUGUACAGGAGCUACAACAAGGAAUGAAGAUCAUGUAUAUGCACGAUGACACAGAAACCCUCAAGGACUCUUUCACCAUACAGCUGACAGAUGGUGGGCACACAGUCCAGGGGACUGCGUGCGUUCGCAUCAUACCAGUCAAUGAUGAAAAGCCACGGCUACUAAAAAAUGCAGGUGUUGAUGUUCAAGCCUUGGCGAAAAGAGUCAUCUCCAGUGUAGCACUAGAGGCAGAGGACCAAGACACUCCCAGCAACCAGAUUGUCUUCAUCCUCAACGCAGGUCCCAGAUUUGGUCUUCUUCAACUCAUGACAGAAGCAGGAUGGAUUGAUCUGAGUCCAGGUCAAAAUUUCACCCAAGAGGAUGUGGAGAUGAAUCGCCUCUGGUACACUCACACUACAUUUAGCGGCUUCAAAGGUCACGACAGGUUUCACUUUGUUCUCAGUGAUGGGGAAAACCAAACACCUUCACAGAGUUUCUUCAUCUCUGUUCGCACUGUUCAAAAAG